CUAUAACCGCCUCUGCCUAUACUAGGACCAUAGAGGACGUCCCCGCUGUCUUUUGAGUUCAUAACAAACAAGUCGCAGAUAAAGGGUCAAGGACGACCCUCCCGUGGGUGGUGCCUAUAUGCUCAACGUGACAGUCUGUUUCCACGGAGCUGUCAGGAACACAUAUCACUCCUCCGACUGGAUGAAUUGUGCGGAGUGUGGGGACGAAACGCUCGAGACGUGAAACUCAACUUUUGAAUAGCCUACUUUUGAGAUAUUGACGCUGAUGGGAUAUGGCGAUGGCUUCUCCAUCGGCAUCACCAGCAGGACCAGCUACGGAGGCAUCCAACCCAGAGCUCUCACGCCGGGGGUGCAUUGAGGCUUUGAAAUUGAAGGUGGGGCCGGCGCGGAGAAACCUCUUCGGGCCUGUGGACCACCAGCAGCUGCAGCAGGACUUCCAGCGGCUGCUCUGUAUGGACGUGGAGGUGGCCAACAAGCGCUGGAACUUUGAUUUCCAGAGAGAAAUGCCAGAAGAGGGCUCCGACUUGGAGUGGGAGGAGCUCAGUUACGAGGACGUGCCGGCGUUUUACCACAGCUGCACGGUUAGGUCAGCGCAAUGUCCAGUGGCCAAGAGGCGGGCAUCGUCUUCGUCGGGCAAGUGUUCCCCAGGGUCCAGCAGCACGUCCGAGUCUGGGGAUGAGUACCUGGAGGUGACCACAAGGGGGUGCUACCGGAUCCGACGGCAAGGAAAACGUAAACAGUCUGCCAUCACAGAUUUCUUCAAGGUGAAGAAGAUGAAGCUUCUGCAUUACAAAGCAUCUUCUCUGCAGUAGAAAAGCACAACGUAGACCCAGUGGAGGACCACCAAGUGGUCGACAUCCCUCUACACGUAACCUCACAUAGAUAUGUGUCAUAUCAUAUGUAUAUAUGUAGCAAUUUGUAACGGACUGUCCACCAGCUCAUUCAGCAUGGGCUCAAAAACACCUCUGACACCACAUACCUUAGAUUUUCAGCACAAGGAAGCUAGCAUGAUCCUAGUUAAUCAAGCUCAGACCUUAGGAACGGUUUUUGUUUAACUAUAAAUAUUAUAUAUAUUCUAUAUACUGUUUUCAUCAUUUUUUUUUUUUUUUUAACUAUACUGUGAAAUUAUUUUUGAAUGCAGACUCUUAAUAACAGAAAACGGGCUCCAGUUUUAAGAGGUUAAUUGUCUUCUGAGCGGCCUGCGGCUAGUAUUUGACGUCAGUCCUCUGGCCUUUCUUCUCCCUCUUGCUAAAAGUCACGAGAUGGUUUUGAUUAGAUGAGUUGCUAUUCCUGGUUUGCACCACACUUAGCCUUUAGUCUCGCCCCAGGGCUCUGAUAGCAGGAGUCAAGUCAGGGGUCAAAACCUCACCCGGGGCUCAAAAUGUGGCAGCGCGACUGUGAUUAGUUCCGGGGCAAAGGUCAACGGUGGAGGUUCAGCAAUAAGGUAACGUGGCAGUACCUGUACAACAGUGACUUCUAUUCUUAUGUGAUUAUUUAUUUAUCAUUCGUGAUGCUAGAUCGUCAAAAAAAAUAAAAAAAGAUAAUUAGAAAAAAUUGGAUGUGUAAAGCAAGGCAACAUAAGCUGUUUAGAAGUCAUUAUGGGUCAUAUAUACGCUCCACCGUUGUCACUUAAUAAUAUUGGCCAUAUAUAUAUAUACAUUUAACACCAUCACAACGAAAAAUGUACAAACUACAAAUCAUAUCCCCUUUUUGGUUUGCAUUAUUUGCAUAUUGGGGCUGUACAAAGUACAAAUCUAUACUUUUUUUGGCAACAGACUACAACAUUACUUUAUUUCGUUUUGUCAGCUUUAUGCUUGUAAUGAUGUAGACAUCUUCCACUCUUUGUCUUCAUGUCCACCUUGGAGUUGUUAAAUACACCCAUUUUCUCUAUGAAGCAAGUGUAGCGUUUUGUCCCCAUGUUGCAGCUCAGAGGAACCCUAACCUUUCAGUUCCACUUUUGGUCGUUUUUUUCUUUUUUUCUUUAUGAAGAGUUGAGCUGCUUCUCUUUUUUUUGUCUCUUUGUCGUUCUAUAAAUGUUAGUGUGUACAUAAUAACAAGUGUUUGUGUA
Messenger RNA from Perca fluviatilis (European perch), 2068 nucleotides. It is a transcript of the gene cdkn1d, whose product is annotated as cyclin-dependent kinase inhibitor 1D. The record is from RefSeq and is a predicted model, not a curated record. The coding region runs from base 273 to 812 and encodes 179 amino acids. The transcript has 3 exons. Lineage: Eukaryota; Metazoa; Chordata; Actinopteri; Perciformes; Percidae. Gene Ontology annotation, biological process: regulation of mitotic cell cycle; signal transduction by p53 class mediator. Gene Ontology annotation, molecular function: cyclin-dependent protein serine/threonine kinase inhibitor activity. Gene Ontology annotation, cellular component: nucleus.